AUGUCUGAUCAACAAAAGUUAGACCAAAGGGAUGAAGAAGCUCAAAGUACCCAGGAGCAACCACCAGCAUUCAACAAAGACUACCGCUUCUGGAUGAUCAUGGUUACGCUAAUCCUCGCCACCAUCCUCGCAUCUCUUGAGUCAACAGUUGUUAUCACUUCUCUUCCAACCAUUGUCAACGAUCUCAAACUUGGGUCUAGUUACAUCUGGGUUACCAAUGUUUUCUUCCUUACCACGGCCUGUGUUCAACCCCUCUUCGGUCAACUUUGCAAUAUUUGGGGCCGCAAGAAAGUCAUGGUGGCCAUAUUUGCUCUAUACACCCUCGGAAGCGGUAUUGCUGGUGGCGCCAAUGGAGGAGCGAUGCUCAUCGCUGGUCGCACAAUCCAAGGUAUUGGGAGUGGUGGAAUAACGAUGGCCAACGAUGUUAUAAUCUCCGAUCUGGUUCCAUUGCGGUACAGAGGGAAUUAUAUCGCGAUACUUCUGUUGGUCAUGACCGUUGGUUUUGCGAUUGGACCGUUCCUCGGGGGCGUCAUCGUUGAGAAUACGACUUGGAGAUGGAUACAUCAGGACGAAACUAACAUUUUGACUUGGGUAUUUUACCUGAAUCUUCCCCUUGGAGGCGUCGCUAUUAUUGUGACGUACUUCUUCCUCAACCUUCAAUACGACAGAACCCAGUCAACAAUCGAAAAGCUCAAGCGUAUCGAUUACAUCGGAAAUGCUAUCCUCAUCGGAUCCAGCGUCUCGAUUCUCAUCGCACUUACAUGGGCAGGACCAGUUCAUCCAUGGUCUGAUGUGAGAAUACUGGCUCCACUGAUCAUAGGUCUUCUUGGACUCGUCGGAUUUGUCAUUUAUGAAGGUUCUGGCAUUCCAUCUGAGCCUGUCAUGCCCAUCCGUCUAUUCCCGAGUCGCACAUCAUAUAUCGUCUACGCCAAUACCUUUCUGAAUCAGUUGUUAAUCAUGUGGUUAUACUACUUCCUCCCACUGUACUUUCAAGCCGUCAAGAUGUCUACGCCUUCUAGAUCGGGAGUGCAAAUGCUACCCGUUGCUCUCAUCGCCAUUCCCGGAGCUGCACUCUCUGCCUUUAUGUUGUCAAGAUGGGGCAAGUAUAAAGGACUUCAUGUAUCGGGCUUCUUUAUCAUGACUUUGGGUGUCGGGCUCUUUGGUCUUCUCGAAGAGGACAGCCCCCCUGUAGCUUGGGUGCUUGUCCAAUUUCUUCCUGCUAUUGGAUCUGGAUUUCUACUCAACACGCUCCUCCCUGCCUUUCAAGCGUCCACAGAAGAGAUUGAUCAAGCUGCAGCUACUGGUACUUGGUCAUUCAUACGUUCUCUUGGCACAGUCUGGGGUGUCGCAAUCGCUGGGACCGUGUUCAAUUCGUACACGAAACAGUAUGCGCACAUGAUUGAUAAUGAAUUAGCCAGAGAAGCACUCCAUUCUGGGGAUUCAUACCAAAGCGCAACUCGUGCUUUCAUCUCACAAUUUGAUGAGGCGACUCAGGAACAACUGCGCCACGUCUUUAUGCUCUCACUUCGGAAGGUGUAUGUUAUCUCUGUGGCAUUCGGUGGGCUUGCCUUUUUCCUGUCUAUGUUGGAGAAAGAAAUCCCUCUUCGUGAGGAGUUGGAUACUCAGUAUGGCCUGGAAGAGAAGAGUUCCAGUAAGAAAUUAGACAGAUGA
Messenger RNA from Fusarium venenatum, 1671 nucleotides. The record is from RefSeq and is a predicted model, not a curated record. NCBI's taxonomy places the organism in Eukaryota, Fungi, Ascomycota, Sordariomycetes, Hypocreales, Nectriaceae.